AUGGCUCUUCUGAGAGGCCUGAGAGACCCUUACGAGCGGAACUUCCUGGCCGCUCCGAGACCCAGGUUCAACAGGAGCGCCUCAUCAAAACUUUCCAUUCCAAUUUCCCUGGCCUCGUCAAAAUCAGAGAAGCCGCAAUACCACCUCAAAAACUUGCUACGAGACAUAGAUGCCGAUGAUCCGGAAAAAGAUCUCGUCCAGCUUCAACGAAGGAUAUGCGAUUCGAUAGACGACUUUCCAGUUCCCGAUGUUGAAAAAGUCUUUCGUUCUGCUGAGAAACUUCUCCGUGAACAGGAUCUUGUCAAAACAGACCUUGGCUUGGGAAUAAUCGCGAGACUCGCCUUCAAACCAGAGUGCACGCCCGCAAACCGCCUACAUUUCUUUUACACCUUAUAUCAAGAUGGGACCACGAAUCGCUAUACCGAUUUCCCAUCCUAUCUCCUCACCAUACUCACAGACAAUGGCCGUCAACUUGAAGGUUUUGAGCCUUUACUGACAGGCUUGAUACCCGCCCUUCUGCACGAAGUCGAUUUUGAAUUCGCCGACAAAGACAUCAAGAGACUAGAAGCACGCGAAACCGGUUCGCCUAUGUUGACCUCACUUGACCUCAUUAACAACCUUGUCAAGUAUAAUGCGAGGUUCUUCAGCGAUUCUGACAUAAUGUUGUUGGUCCAGGGAAUGUUUGAUCUGCGGCAUCGACUGGCCUUUGAAGAUCCUGAGAGAGUCUGUGAUAUCCUAGGCACCUUGAUCAUCUAUACCCACAUCCCAAAGGAGGCAGUCUUAAUUGCUACAAGGACUCUUUGUUUUCUGAGAGAACGAACCGGCCUUGAAGAGAAUACCAGCAAGACCUUCUCGUAUUUCAUGAACACCCAUUUAAAGGAUGAGACUAUCGAGAGUCUUCUUCGCAGGUUCGAAGAUGAUGAUACCUGCCCCAUGGAAACUGCUGGCGCCGCUGCUUUACUCGAGUUGUCGCUUGUGAAUGCAACAACACGACAUUCGAUAGACUUGGACAUCAUGCGUCUGAUGGAUGCACUGGCAAGACCUGUACCCGACGAAACUGCCUCUGCGUAUGCCAGGCUACGCUUGGAACUGCUCAAAGUCCUUGUUCAAGAUGGCGAAAUGCAACAGAAGCUACUCGCGGCUCCAGAUUGGAUACAUAUACAGGAAGCCAUUAUACGAAACGCGAAAGCUCCGCUCGAAUCUCUAUCUGUUGGGUUGAACAAAGAGGAUGGCACUCUCGAACGUUUCAUGAAUGACCGCGAAAACAGGAGAGAAACCGUUCGUGCUAUCAUUUCAUGUCUUGAACAUCUUGAUGGCAUCAGUCUUCAGCAGUCGAGGACACUACGGAGAACUGCCCUCUAUGUGGCGCCAUGGUUGACAGAACAACAGUCAAUGAAGCUGAUCUCUGCCUAUCAACCAUCUUCUUUCCGUAUCUCAAUUGGCAAUUGGCUUGGUGAGAUCAAGGAGCUUGCCACUCACUUCAUCUUUAACACUGCUUGUCACCUUACACUUCGUCAAAAAGCUUUGAGAGUCAUCAAAUCCGCGUGGCGCACGGCCCAACAGCUCGGUGAAGACGAGGCCACCAACACAUGUCGCAACUUGAUUGUGGAUGCUCUUGACAACGAAACGAAUUAUGCAUUCAGAGGCAACCUGGUGCAUGUUUUGCUCCAUUUCACCGUCGGCGUGAGCGAUCCAGUCUUCUACCGGACCUUGGAGGUGUUUGUCAAGUCUGCACGUACUGGCUGUUAUCAUGAGCUCAUUGAAGUACCAUUCUUUGCUGAGCCCAAAGUGUCAAAGGAAGCAAGACCCGAGGAUGAUUCUCGAAACCAGCCACAAGACGAAGAACUACCAUCCAUCCUACCUGACGCCGGUUUGGUGGUGUUACUGAUGAGAAGCAGUGUUGAUCAACUUGAACGAUCGCGAAAAGUGUAUCAUGAGAUGCUUCAACUCAUUGCGAUACCCGAACGGCCCGCUGAAGCCACCGUCAUGCUACUCAGAGGCCUAUUCCGAAUUCGAAGUGAUUUAGACCACCGUAUCUUCUUCCUUGCGAACUCAGAAGGCGAGAGUCUUGCAAAGGUGCUUCACAGAAACUCUGACUCUCCGUUCUUGCAAUCUCGCAGAUCUUCACUGCAGUCGGGAGUAUCAAUCAUGCCACCUGUCUGGAAGUAUGGUGACAUCCACGGGUUACCCGAGUCUCCUCCAACGACAGUAAGCGCUGUGCUCCGGUCAGAGUCAAAACCUGUUGAUGGUGUUGACUGCAGUCUUGACAUGCGAUCCUGGCUCGAGACAAUCAUCCAACUGUUGGAGUCUGCGAGCUGUGACUGGGAGGUAUACAGCUACAUUAUCGUUCACGUUGGUCCACAAGUUUCCAACCAGUCAUUGUUUGCCGAGAACAUCUACGAGAUCAGGUUACUGAGGAAUCUGGUUUGCAACAAUAUACAGUCUCAAGCGAUAUUCAGACCACCAGAAACAUCGAAUAUACGACAAGGCGACGUGGCUUUGUGCCUGUACCACAUUCUUACCACCUGUAUCGGAUACCAUUGGCGCUUCCCCCGAAAGGAGAACGUCGACACUGUCACCACUCUUGUCAAAGGUCUGACAUUAUGGGAUCGCACAACUAUAGCUUGCGUCAACGCGCUAACCUUGAGUUGUUAUGAGCUGCCGAUAUCUUUGAGUCGAGAUCUUGUACGUAUUGUGGCGCAGAUGUCCACUAUCGUCACCAAAUCAGACUCGGCAAUCCACGUACUUGAGUUCUUGGCAGGAUUGUCUCGUAUCAAUGAGCUGGUUAACCAAUUCCAUGGUGAUGAAAUCAAGACAGUGUUCGGUGUGUGCUUCAGUUACAUUGAUUACGCCAGAGGCAAGAAGUUCGAUGAACAGAACCGCUCAAGACCAACAGGGCCACCUACUAGAAACUCGUCAGUCGUGGAUAGCAAUUAUCGCCCAUCUACCGAAGACAUACCACAAUAUGUCUUUGCGCUUAGUUACCAUGUCAUCACUUUCUGGUUCCUUGCGCUGAGCAAAGAGGAUCAGAAGCGGCACUUCCCAUGGAUGGAGCAAAGACUGCUAUCCCCCGACCAAUUUGGACAAGUGCUCGAUGAAGCCAUCGUCACUGUUGACCAUAUCUGGCGAGUUACAGAAGGCAAAGAUGUCGUGAAACCACUCGCUCUGGAAGUCAGUACUACAAGCGAAUCAUCAGCAGAUCCAAUCACGCAAACAUGGGUUUCGGAGUUUUGUAUCCUAACAAUAAAGUGCUACCUCGACAACGGACUGGUCAAAAUCACCGAACGAAGGAGCUCAGGUACCGAUGAGAGCUGGUUUGUCUAUGCCGGCGACGAACCCCUAACUCCAGACAUGAUCUACCAAGAGCGAUUUGCUUCAUCCAUCAACGGUAACUUCAAGAGCGACUUGGAGGUUGUCAUUCUCCCCACCAAUGAUGCCACUCGUCGCGCACUAGGUAUCUUUGACCGCAUCUCGCCCAUUGACUUUUUCAAAGCUGGUGUCAUCUACAUUGGCGAAAACCAAACCCACGAGCACGAGAUCCUGGCCAAUGUCUCUGGCUCCCCAGACUACAACCUCUUCAUCUCCGGACUGGGCGAACGUGUUUCCCUCGCCAACAACCGCGAAAACAUGGCCGGACUGGACACCAGUGAAGGCAUGUUUGACGGCCGGAGCACAUUGAGGCACAGCGACACCAUCACCACUCUCAACUACCACGUCACGACCAUGAUGCCCACAAACCGCGACACUGAUCCGCAAUGCACGCGCAAGAAAUCGCAUAUCGGCAAUGAUUACGUCAACAUAAUUUUCAACAACUCGGGCCUCGAGUUUGAGUUUGACACAUUUCCCUCUGCGUUCAACUACGUGUAUAUCCUGGUGGUGCCCGAGGCGCGUCAAACAUUCAUCCAAACCCGCACGAGGCUGCACAAUCCUGGCUGGUACGAAGACAGUUGGUUCAAAGUGCGCGUGUUGACGAGGCAAGACUUUCCGGACAUUUCUUCGGCGGCGGAGACAGUGGUCGUGAGUGGAGCUGCAUUGAGUGCGUAUGUGAGGAAUCUGGCGCUGAAUGCCGAGGAGUUCUGUAGAGUUUGGAGUAACAGAGGGAUGGGAGAGCUGCCGAGUACGUGGAGGAGUAGGUUGCAGCAGAUUAGGAUGUUGAGGGAGAGGAACGUAGCUAAGAAGGAGUAA
Aureobasidium vineae is the source of this 4185-nucleotide messenger RNA. Lineage: Eukaryota; Fungi; Ascomycota; Dothideomycetes; Dothideales; Saccotheciaceae. The record is from the annotation of a GenBank genome assembly.